AUGUCCAUCAUCCUGCCCGACUGGGUGGCUCAUCCCAGCGAUGACAAGAAGGGAAAGCUCUCCACGAUCUUCAGCGUUGCCGUCCAUCCCGACUCGAGUCGCCUCGCUACCGCUGGUCUCGACACCAAGAUCCGAAUCUGGUCUACCGCAACCAUCCUCAACCCAGAAGCAGAAAGAAACACAAACACACAUCGCCUCCUCUCCACCUUGUCAAGACAUACGGGGAGUGUGCUCGUGGUGCGAUGGGCCAACUCCGGUCGCUUCCUCGCUUCUGGCUCCGAUGACACCGUGGCGCUCGUAUGGGAUCUUGAUCCGAGCGGUAUGGGAGGAGGCAGCUUCGGAUCUAGCGAGGUCAACAUCGAAAGCUGGAGGCCGCAUCGUCGUCUAGCGGGUCACGAAUCGGACGUAGUGGACCUGGCGUGGGCGGACAACGACGAGUUCAUCGCCACAGUUGGCCUCGAUUCCAAGGUCAUCAUCUGGUCCGGCACCACCUUUGACCGGCUCCGCACCAUCGACGGUCAUCAAGGUUUCGUCAAAGGCGUCGUCUUCGACCCUUUAGGCCAGUACCUCGCAACAGCAUCCGACGACAAGACGGUCAAAGUAUGGCGCACAUCCGACUGGGGGCUCGAACGCUCCGUUACAGACCCUUUCCUCGCCAGUCCAUCGACCGCCUUCUUCCGUCGUCCAAGCUGGUCGCCGGACGGCAGCCUGCUGCUGUGCGCCAACGCCAUGAGCGGACCCGUGUUCGUCGCUAGCGUUGUCAAGAGGGCCAACUGGAGCAGCGACAUCUACUUUGUCGGCCACGAGAACGCCGUCGUGGUAACGGCGUUCAGUCCCAAGAUCUUCGUUGGGUUCGAUGGCGGCACACAUUCGUGCGUAGUCGCCUUGGGCUCGCUGGACCAGUCCGUAUCCAUCUGGGUCACUGGCCUCGAGCAGCCCGUUCUAGUGGCCAGAGACGUGUUCGAGCGCCAAGUCAUGGAUCUGUCGUGGUCCGCCGACGGCUACACGCUGUAUGCUUGCUCCUCGGAUGGUACCGUGGCUGUCUUCCACCUCUCCCCCGAACUCAUCUCCGACGCUCUCAGCGCAGACAGGCUCGAGCAAUCGCGUGCCAAGCAUGGCGUCAAGCGCAUACGAAACGCUGCCUCGACGUUCAACCCGGCAUCAAGCGUCGGAACCUCGGAUCGACCCAACGUCCUGCAGCCACGCAAGGCAGGUCAACAGCCAUCGGCAAGGGCAUCCGUAGCACCUGUACCCAUCGCAGGAUCCGUCGUCCCUGUUCGACUCGCAGCAUCUACUAAGGAGCGGCUUCAACAGACCAUCACCAUCACCAGGGACGGCAAGCGACGCAUCCGACCCACGCUCAUCGGCGAUGACAUGACGCCGCCACAGGCACCUGCUGCUCAGUACGCGCCGCAGCCAGUCGCCGCAUCAUCGCACACAUCGAUGCCUAUGAUCCAGAACCACCAGCUUCCAGCGAUGCGCGAGGCGAUUGGCGGAACCACGACCGACGGAUUCGGAGCUGGUUCAGGCGUCAACGGCGUCCAUUCAGGCUCGACGAAUGGCGUCUUGAGCGAAGCAGCAGCCGCAGCAGUGGCCGCUGCGCUGGCAGCACAGCGAUUGCACCCUCCUGCAGCGGCAACACCUUCGGCCGCCGCCUCGUCGAUGAUGCCGUACGUGCCUGUGGGCUUGCCAUUCGGGAUCAUGCCCGAAGGAGCCAGGCCGGAAGACAUGAUGCAAUUUUGGACCGAGUUCCAGCAGCGCUUCAUGCGAGGAACGAAGCGAAAGGCGGAAGAAGUAGAGCCGGGGAGCGACACCGAGGACAUCGAGCCCAUCGGCAAGCUGCAGAAGGGCAAGACCAAGGCCGACAUUGGCCGAACGCUCGGAGCGGAACAUCCUCGCGACCCAGCUGGUCCCAAGAAGGUUCUGAGAGAAGCUCUGACGGGCGUGAGCGGUAUCGUUGAGGAUGGCGUCCGCAAAGGUGUACAUCUAUCUGUGCCCGAGACGCCUAGCAUCUAUCGCCGCGACGAGGAUGGCAUUUCGAUAGAGAUUCGCAAUUUUGACGAGUCACGACCUACUGAGAUCGCGAGGCUCGAUCCCUCGGACAAGGACCGCGUAUUGUGGCUCGACUUCAGCCCAACGGCGGCGACGCUGGCCACGACCACGUCUUUCUUCUCAGCAAUUGCGCUGGAGGACUCGACGGUGCUGAUCUACUCGUCGCGGGGACGCAGGGUGGGCAAUCUGCUGCUCGACUCGGCAUGCUAUCGACUCGAGAGUAACGGAACAGUUCUGAUGGCGGUGACCGUCUCUGGACUCAUGUAUCGGUGGAACAUACGCGCCGACCGCGAGAUGCACCGGCCAGUGUCGAUGCUGAACUUGCUCGGCGAUCCCGAGAACCUGUCCUCGAUGGCGGUGCAUGCCAACGGUGCGCCCAUCGUCAUCCUACACAGCGAAAAGGCGUACACGUUCGACGACAAGAAGCUGGGCUGGGUGUGCAUCAGCGACGGAUGGUGGGCCGAACACUCGGAAGCCUGGGACGGCCGCACCCGCAGUCGUGGCAGCGAGGCAUCGAUCCGUGAUCCCGUGCGCGCGAUCGAAGCCGAGAUCAACACCAUGUACGUGCGUCGCGUACACGGGGACAACCAGGUGGGCGCACAAGAGGAGUCGGACGACGACGAGUCGCCGCCGGUCGAGAUGAGCGUGCCCGAGGACAAAAAGUCGGACUUUGUGAUCGCCGUCACGUUGCGUCACCUGGAAGCACGGAUGCUGGCAGCUACGAUCCUCGACAGCGCCAACGAGUACAAGAAUCAUCUCUUCACGUACGCCAAGCGCAUCGCAGAAGAAGGCAUCAAGAACCAGGCGGAAGAUCUCAUCAAGUCGCUGAUCGGGCCGAUCUACUACAAGCCUGAGAAGGACCAGGAUGCUGCGUGGCAACCAACGAUCCUUGGAUAUGACAAGCGUCAGCUUUGCAGUCAGGUGCUGCAAAUCAUGGCGAGGCCGCGCAACCUCACGUCGCUCGUGCAACCCUACCAGGAGAUUCUGUCCAACAUGAGAACCUGA
Molecule: messenger RNA, 3057 nt
Organism: Pseudozyma hubeiensis SY62
Lineage: Eukaryota; Fungi; Basidiomycota; Ustilaginomycetes; Ustilaginales; Ustilaginaceae
Product: transcription corepressor
Exons: 1
Coding region: 1-3057 (1018 amino acids)
Biological process (GO): chromatin remodeling; DNA-templated transcription; regulation of DNA-templated transcription
Cellular component (GO): nucleus; HIR complex
Molecular function (GO): nucleosome binding; protein binding
Source: RefSeq, a predicted model, not a curated record